AUGCAUUUCAAUCGACGUUCGUCCAUUCUGCUGGCCUCAGGGCUGGCCAGCCAUGUACUGGCGGCCAACGUGUCGACGCUAGCCACGCGGCUCAAGGCCAUCUCGGCCGACGUCUUCCCCGAUCUCAAGGACAUCGCAGUCGACAUCUGGAACAACCCCGAGAUCGGUCUCGACGAGCACCACGCCCACGACCUCGUCGUGGACUAUUUCACCACCCAGCGCCCGGGAGAAUGGAUCGUCACGCCCCACGCGUUCGGCAUGCCCACGGCGUGGAGGCUGGAGUUCGAGUUCACCGUGCCGGCCCGGUCGCCUAACACGCCGCUGCCCGUCAUCGGCUUCAUGUCGGAAUACGACGCGCUCGUCGGCAUCGGGCACGCAUGCGGACACAACCACAUCGCGCUGAACGGCCUGGCGGCGGCAAGCAUGGCAAGGCAGGCUGUGAUCGACCUCGGGAUUCCCGCACGCAUCGUCCUCAUGGGGACGCCGGACGAAGAGAGCGAGGCCGGCAAGCACACGCUGCUGGAGGCCGGCGCGUUUGACGGUGUCGACGUUUGGUUUAUGGCCCACCCGACCAGCACCAGCGCCGUGCAGCCCAUGAACGCGCGUAUCAACGCGAUUGCUAAUUUCCGCGGGGGCUCGCACAACGACGUAGUGCGCAGCGCGUACGAGGCGCUCGUGGCCGUGAGCGACCGGGCCGCGGCCGGGCUACCCGGCACGUCGUCCACGGCCGUGGCGGUCGAGGACGUGGGCAUGUUUGAAUGCAACAUUGUGCAGUCGCAGAUCUCGCUCGGCAUCAACGGCUCGUCGCUAGAGACAGUGCAACAGACCGUGUCCUCCAUCCUCGACAGCACGUUUCCGGGGGUCACCUUCACCGCCACCCUCGACAGCGACGGCGGCGUCAAUCUCACUAGCUUCGGGCCCGGCGGCCACGCAUCGGACAGCACCAAGGGCCCGCUGGUGCUGACCGUCAAGACGUUCCAGGCGCUGUCCUCGCAGCAAGGCGUCACCUUUUACCUGCCCGGUAACACGACGGCGACGGCACUCGACAUCACCUUCGACAUCCGCUCGCGCUUCACGCUCGACCUGGACUCGGUCCUCGACGUUGUCACGGCGACCGUUGGGAACCUGGCCGCGUCCAUCAGCACCGACACGGUGUACCCGGCCCUCGAGGUGACGCCCUUCAUCCCCGACGUUUUCAUCAACCUGCUCAAGACUCCCGACUACGGCUCGCAGACGAACUGGGGGAUUUCGACGUUUGCGCCGGCGUCCACAGACGCCUCGUGGCUGCAAGGCGCGGUGGUGGAUCCGACAACAAAGGCACUCAUCGGCGCGGACCGUGUCGUCUUCCACCCAAAUUUCGGCAUCUGCCCGCCUGGCACAGCCCACUGCGCGUUCAACCACGAACCGCCCUUCCGUGACCUCGCCGGUACCGAUUUCAGCUACACGCAGACCGAGAUUGUUGCCCGAGCACUUGCUCAAAUCGCGGUGGAGCUGCUGAAUGACCCCGUCAUGAUGGCCAACGCGACGGCGAUUCUUGGCAACUGA
This is a messenger RNA of Lasiosphaeria miniovina, 1545 nucleotides long. RefSeq lists its product as uncharacterized. The record is from RefSeq and is a predicted model, not a curated record. The transcript has a single exon. The coding region runs from base 1 to 1545 and encodes 514 amino acids. Gene Ontology annotation, molecular function: dipeptidase activity. NCBI's taxonomy places the organism in Eukaryota, Fungi, Ascomycota, Sordariomycetes, Sordariales, Lasiosphaeriaceae.